This is a messenger RNA of Staurois parvus, 947 nucleotides long. Lineage: Eukaryota; Metazoa; Chordata; Amphibia; Anura; Ranidae. The record is from the annotation of a GenBank genome assembly.
ACUUUGCCGUCUGUCAUAAGUCAUGUUAUGCAAGCAUCAUAUGAUGGCCAGGAGCAUGAAUGUUUUGCAGUGUGGGUGGUGUUUCAUGCGCCACAGACUUACAACUCUGCAGGUUCCCUUGGUCCACCAGAAGAGUUUGCAGCAAGGGUUGAUAUUGAAAUUGACAGCCCAGGCCCUGCAUGCAUGCUAAAAAGUAUCCAGUUAAGAGCAAGAGUUGGCUGUGCGAGGAUACAUGCCCCUAAGGACUUGCAGACUGUCCGUUUAACCUGUGUCUAUGGAUCAUCUGCCAAACAACUGCUGCCAUUAAAAAAUGCAGGAAACAUUGCUGCUCAUUUAAAAAUUAUGUGUUCAAAUGAAGAUGGUUUUUCUGUAGACCCUGAAGAUUUGUUUCUUGCACCAGGGGAAGAACAAAUAGUUGCAAUUAAAUACUUUCCACGUAAUUCAAAUACAAAACAAAGUAUCUUGAAAAUCAUGGUCCAGCCAGCAGGUCCACAGUAUGAAGUGAUGUUGGUUGGAGACAUUGAGCCUUCAGGAAACACAAAUUCUUCUGCCAUUAGUUACUCAGAUGUUCCAUCAAUUCUUUCAAACAAACAAUUCAUAGCAUGGGGAGGAGUUGGUGUUGGAAGAGCAGUACAGCAAAAAUUGAUUCUAAGGAACAUGUCAGCAGCUGCAGGCCAGCAGCUUCGUCUUAUAAUAAGGGGUCAGGACCAAGACUGCUUUCAGUUGCAAAGUAAGUUCGGUUCAGAAGAGCGUUUGACAAGCAAUCGUGAACUCACACUCCGUCCUAAAGAAGAUUCAGCUGUCCAUUUUUGAUGUUUUCUCCAACGCGUGUAGGCUGCAUGUUGGCUAAACUGGAGAUUAAACAAGCAGGAGCUAAAUCUUCACAACCAGGAAUUAAAUUUACUAUUCCACUCUCCGGCUAUGGUGGCACAAGCAAUGUAAUACUU